Messenger RNA from Nematolebias whitei (Rio pearlfish), 2139 nucleotides. It is a transcript of the gene paics, whose product is annotated as phosphoribosylaminoimidazole carboxylase, phosphoribosylaminoimidazole succinocarboxamide synthetase. Gene Ontology annotation, biological process: 'de novo' IMP biosynthetic process. Gene Ontology annotation, molecular function: phosphoribosylaminoimidazolesuccinocarboxamide synthase activity. The record is from RefSeq and is a predicted model, not a curated record. The transcript is spliced from 12 exons. The coding region runs from base 86 to 2026 and encodes 646 amino acids. NCBI's taxonomy places the organism in Eukaryota, Metazoa, Chordata, Actinopteri, Cyprinodontiformes, Rivulidae.
GGUCUGGUCUGACGAGCACAUAUGCAGGCAGCUGGAAAGCUCAACUAGAAAAAGGGACAUCUUUGUCCAGAUUGCCACCAGGUUGAUGCAACAAGGCAUAGAGCGUGACUGGAAGCAGUGUCACACCAAAUACAAAAACCUCAAGUACCUUUACCGGUCCCUGCAGAGGGGUAAGGCAGACGAAGCCGAGCGAAAACGCAUCAUGAAGUUCUACGAUGAAGUGGACGCGAUCAUGACUCACACUGUUAACGGAUCGCCGUGUGACACAACAGCUGCUGACUCUGCACAUUCAAGCACAGUUAGAGUUUUACAGGGAAGUGAGGACACCCAGCAGGAUGUGUACCUGAUCAACACGGAUGAAAGGACCUGCAGUUCUGCUUCCGUCUCAUCUGUAGCCACCGACGGAGCAUCAGACCCUGAUGAUCCGAGGAUGCAAACGGUCCAGGAGCAUCACGUGGAUCAACACCACAGACUAAUGAGCCCUUCUGAAAGGUUGGCAGAAAAAUAUGUCACUUUAUCAGCUAACAGAGGACAGAAGAGGAAAGCUGUAGAUCAAGACACUACACUCCAGACGCCAGCAAAGCAACCGAGGCCAGGCCGUGAUCCUGCUGACAAAGUGCAGGCCCAGUGCAAAGAGGAGCUGGAGCACAUCCCAAUAAUUAAGAUCAAAUCUGUUUAUUCAAUGGCCCCUCCUCAUCUACACCAACAUACACAGGGCAGUGCAGCACCGAACGGCACAAUGGCCUCCACCCAAGAGUUGCACCUCGGCCUGAAGCUGAACGAGGGGAAGACCAAGCAGAUUUUUGAGCUGGUGGACCAGCCAGGACUGGUUCUGGUCCAGUCCAAAGACCAGAUCACUGCAGGGAACGCUGCCAGGAAGGAUGAGAUGGAGGGCAAGGCUGCCAUCGCCAACAAAACCACGUGCUGCGUGUUUCAGCUCCUGCAGGAAUCUGGCGUCAGGACGGCGUUUGAGAAGCAGCACUCAGACACUGCGUUCGUUGCAGCCCACUGCGAGAUGAUUCCCAUUGAGUGGGUGUGUCGGAGAGUGGCCACCGGGUCCUUCCUGAAGAGGAAUCCCGGAGUCAAAGAGGGUUACCGUUUCUCCCCCCUGAAGAUGGAGAUGUUUUUUAAAGAUGAUGCCAAUAAUGACCCUCAGUGGUCAGAAGAGCAACUUUUGGCUGCCAACUUCUCUCUGGCUGGGGUCACUAUUGGUCGGUGUGAGGUGGACAUCAUGAACCGCAGCACGGUGGCCAUCUUUGAGAUUCUGGAGAAGGCUUGGGCUACUCAGAACUGCACCCUGGUGGACAUGAAGAUUGAGUUUGGUGUGAACGUGAAAACGCAAGAGAUCGUCCUCGCUGACGUGAUCGACAACGAUUCAUGGAGGCUGUGGCCCGCUGGAGAUCGGAGCCAGCAAAAAGACAAGCAGGUGUACAGAGACCUCAAAGAAGUCACCCCGGCAGCUCUGCAGGUGGUGAAGCGAAACUUUGAGUGGGUUUCUGAAAGGGUGGAGCUGCUGCUGGAGCCCCAGGCCCGGGGCAGGGUGGUGGUCCUGAUGGGCUCCACCUCAGACAUGGCACACUGUGAGAAAAUUAAGAAGGCCUGUACCUCCUACGGGAUCCCCUGCACCCUUAGGAUCACCUCGGCACACAAGGGUCCAGAUGAGACUCUCCGGAUCAAAGCAGAAUAUGAAGGUGAUGGUGUCCCGACCAUAUUUGUGGCUGUCGCUGGCAGAAGUAACGGCCUCGGGCCGGUGAUGUCUGGAAACACUGCGUAUCCUGUCAUCAACUGUCCUCCUCUCACUCCGGACUGGGGGGUGCAGGAUGUGUGGUCGUCGCUCCGUAUGCCAGGCGGUCUCGGCUGCUCCACGGUCAUUUCCCCCGAGGCCGCUGCUCAGUUUGCUGCGCAGAUCAUCGGUUUGAGCAACCACCUGGUGUGGUGCAAACUGAGGGCUUCCAUGCUCAACACCUGGGUGUCCCUCAAGGUGGCCGAUCAGAAGUUACAAGCCUGCAGCCUCACCGCUGCUUAGCCUCUUCCCAAAGUGUCUUCUUAGUUCCCCCACUAACCUCCGUGACCUUCUUCAUUGUUCUUUACACACAAAUGAACAGAUUGAGACUAAUGAAUAAAACCUCUUGAAUUAUU